Molecule: messenger RNA, 1369 nt
Organism: Daldinia loculata
Lineage: Eukaryota; Fungi; Ascomycota; Sordariomycetes; Xylariales; Hypoxylaceae
Product: FAD/NAD(P)-binding domain-containing protein
Exons: 4
Coding region: 392-1369 (325 amino acids)
Molecular function (GO): oxidoreductase activity
Source: RefSeq, a predicted model, not a curated record
GACAUCCGGGGACUAUCCGUGGACUUUCUGUACAUGCCAGACUGAAUGGGGAUCUAACUACGGGAGUUUUAAUAAUAUCAUUAGCGCAAAAUAUGCGAGUCCUAAAGUGCCCAAGCCAAAAGUCGCCGAUAUAUAUGUCCGAUAAAAUACCACCGUUAAUAGCAAACAAACAGGUAAUCCAAGUGCCAUGAAGUAAAUCAAAAGGCACCUUUUCGGAACCAUUUGUCUCGGUUGAUAGUAUAAAGCUCGCUUCAUACAAGCCUUCUCAAGCAAUACCACAUUAUUUCAGCGACUCAAUCUCAACAUUUCCCACUCAUCUACCCCUUAUGUUAGCAAUUUAAAAAACCAACAUAAUAUAAAGUGUACGAAUAAAACAAGCCUAAAGAUAGCCAUGACUACUGCGCCCAUAGUCGACGUUCUAAUCCUCGGCAGCGGGCCCGCAGGGAUCGCUUGUGCCGGAGCGAUAGCGCGACAGCUACACAGCGCUAUAAUCUUCAGCAACAACACAUUUCGUAACGCACGUGCGCGGCACAUGCACAAUGUAACCGGGUGGGACCACGCGGACCCGGCGGCAUUCCGUGCUCGGGCUCGUACCGAUCUGAUUGAGCGGUAUGCAGGCCCUGCGGGUAUCCAGUUCCGCGACAUUGGUGUCUCGAGCGUGCGGAAACUGGAUGACGAUGAGCGAGGAGGGACCAGGUUCGAGGCCGUAGAUAUCGAGGGGACCAAGUAUCUAGGAAGAAAGGUUGUCCUAGCGAUGGGUGUGAAGGACAUUAUGCCUAUGACGCCCGAGGGGUACGCGGACGUGUGGGGUUAUGGCAUCUUCCACUGUCUUUUCUGCCACGGCUUCGAGGAACGGGGUUCCGAAUCCGCAGGUGUUCUGGCGACGGGUCCUUUUCUCGGAGGCGGAGGUGACAACGGCGCGCCACUAAUGGCGCCCGUCAUUUCGCGCAUGGCCUCUCGGCUCGCAGGCCAUGCCACCAUAUAUACCGAUGCACAGCUCAAGAGCACCCAGAAAUUCAAUAUUGAAAACCGUCGCCUCGCACGCAUAGCUAAAGAUCCAGAUGGAAAAGGCGAGGCAGGUGUGCUUGUUACGCUAGAGGAUGGGAGUGUCAAUAGGGAAGGGUUCUUGGCCCAUGCUCCCGCCCUUGAGAUAAACGGUCCGUUCGCGGCAGACUUGGGUGUGACACUGACACCACAGGGCCAUAUAGAUGCACAGCCGCCGUUCUACAGCACUAAUGUCCCCGGCGUCUACGCGGCCGGCAACUGUGCCACGAUGAUCAAAGCCGUACCAACAGCUACCAUGAUGGGAGCCUGCGUGGGUGCGGGCCUGGUCCACGCUCUACAGGCCGAGGAUGAUGUGGAGGAUUAA